AUGGCAGGAGGCAUUUUCUCCCCACUGGGGAGCUGCUCGGAGCUGGAGAAGGCCAACUGCCACCCGCUGGUGUGCCUGCUCUGCCACGAGCCCUACCAGCACCCUUGCCUGCUGGACUGCUACCACAACUUCUGUGCCAGCUGCCUGCGGGGCCGUGCCAGCGACGGCCGCCUGCGUUGCCCCCUCUGCGGGCACCCCUCGGUGGUGAGGGGAGGCACGGGGCUGCCCCCCGUGGACCGGCUGCUGCAGUUCCUGGUGGACAGCUCGGCCGACAGCGAGGAGGACGUGCAGUGUGCCAACUGCGACCGCUGCUGCACCAAGGCGGAGCUGGACACCAUGUACUUCUGCAACACCUGUGGGCAGCCCCUGUGUGCCCCAUGCCGUGAGGAGACCCACCGUGCCAGGAUGUUCACCCGCCACGAGAUCGUCUCCCUCUCCAAGCGCACCAAAGACAUCCACAAGAAGUGCCCACUGCACGAGGAGCCCUACAUCAUGUUCUCCACCGAGAAGAAGUCCAUGCUCUGCAUCAACUGCUUCAGGGACAUGCAGGGGGAGAGCCGGGCACACUGCAUCGACAUUGAGACUGCCUACAUGCAGGGCUGCCAGCGCCUGGACCAGGCAGUGAUGGCUGUGAAGGAGCUGCAGACCUCCACGCGUGAGGCCAUCGUCCUGCUCAAGGCCAUGAUCGAGGAGGUUCGGAACAGUGCCAGCGAGGAGGAGGCGGCCAUCAACUCCCUCUUCAGCCGCAUGCAGGAGCAGCUCUCUGAGAGGAAAAAGACGCUCCUGAAAGCUGUGCAGAGCCAGCACGAAGAAAAGGAGAAGGCAUUCAAGGAGCAGCUCGCCCACCUUGCCUCCCUGCUGCCCACUCUGCAGGUCCACCUGGUGACCUGCUCGGCCUUCCUGAGCUCUGCCAACAAAGCUGAAUUCCUGGACCUGGGCUAUCAACUGAUGGAGAGGCUGCAGAGGAUUGUCAAGCUGCCUCACCGCCUGCGGCCGGCCCAGACCAGCAAGAUCAACAGCGAGUACCGGGCAGAGUUUGCCCGCUGCCUGGAGCCCCUCCUGAUGCUCAGCCCCCGCCGCUCCGUGGUGGGCAGCGCUGGUGGCAUCGGACCUGGCAUCACUGGCACAAACAUGCUCCCCGGUGGCCAAUGCUCCAAGACCCUCAUGGUGCCCAGCUGCCCCCCCAGCAGUGACAAAAUGUCCACCGGCCCCAUGGUGAAGAAGCCGACGAUGCACCGGUACAUCAGCACCAAGGUGCUGCUGGCUGAGGGGCGUGAGACGCCCUUUGCUGAGCACUGCCGCAACUACGAGAACACCUACCGGAUGCUGCAGACAGAGAUCCAGGGCCUGAAGGACCAGGUGCAGGAGCUGCACCGUGACCUCACCAAGCACCACUCGCUCAUCAAGUCGGAGAUCAUGAGCGAGAUCCUGCAGAAGUCGCUGCAGAUGGACGUGCAGAUCGCAGCUCACUACUCCGCCGUGGAGAUGAUGCGCAGCGUCUUUGAGGAGGUUUGGGAGGAGACCUACCAGCGGGUAGCAAAUGAGCAGGAGAUCUAUGAAGCCCAGCUCCAUGACCUGCUGCAGCUGAGGCAGGAGAACAGCUGCCUGAGCACCAUCACCAAGCAGAUCGCGCCCUACGUGCGCUCCAUCGCCAAAGUGAAGGAGCGGCUGGAGCCCAGGCUGCAGGAGCCCCAGGAGCCCAGAGAAGAACAGGCCCAGAUGCUGCUCAAGAUCUAUGACAACAAUGAAGUGGUGCCAAGGGAUGCCUCCCCUGGCAGCAACAAGGGGGCUUCAGCCAGCCCUGGGGAGGGCUUCAUACCCAAGGACACCCCUGGAGACCCCUCCCCAAAAAACAAAGACUGCUGCAAGGCCCAGCAGAAGAGUGGAGCAGAGACUGCGACCCCAAAAGAGCCAGCACCAUAGAGCCCAGUGCUGGGCACGUGGCAGAGCUGCUGGGCAGAACCAUGCCCUGGUGAGUGACCAGCUCCUCUUGCCCAGUGCCACAAGCCAGGGCAGGAAACAGCCACGUCUGCAGCACAUCCAAAGGCC
This is a messenger RNA of Camarhynchus parvulus, 2049 nucleotides long. It is a transcript of the gene RNF207, whose product is annotated as ring finger protein 207. Gene Ontology annotation, biological process: regulation of heart looping; regulation of cardiac muscle contraction. Lineage: Eukaryota; Metazoa; Chordata; Aves; Passeriformes; Thraupidae. Bases 1 to 1923 code for a protein of 640 amino acids. The record is from RefSeq and is a predicted model, not a curated record. Gene Ontology annotation, molecular function: Hsp70 protein binding; transmembrane transporter binding; zinc ion binding. Gene Ontology annotation, cellular component: perinuclear region of cytoplasm. The transcript has 17 exons.